CAUCCUAGACCGGUGUCCUUAAGGUUACCCUGACUGUUCAAACCCAGUUACCUCUUGACCCAUCGCUAACCACUUUUGUUUUUUAAAAAAACAAAAAUCUCAUACUCAUAACAAACAGGUCAGGCGAGUAAAUAAAGACGACUUUUAUUGAGGCUCCGCGGUCAGACUCAGAGAGAAGUUGAGACUGUCUCUUUAAAGCGCUGAGGACAGUCGUGAGUGAGUGUGUGAAGGAGGGGCGUUGGCGUCUGAUUUUGGGAUCGAGCUGUUUUCAUCGUCUGUCCCUCAGGCUGGUACUCAACAACUCAGACUAAGAGUGUCGGGGAAUUCAGCUGUUUGCAUUUGAAUAAGUCUUGAUUUUCAAAUACAGUGAAACCAAAGUCCCGCAGACGCUGGAGAUCCUGAAGUAAAGGAGCUGGAGAAACUUAGCAGCAUUACUCUCGGACUCUGUUUGAAGACAGCUCCUUGAAUCCAUCAUGCUGCUGUUGCUAACCUCGAUCUUCCUCCUGCAUCUGACUGCCAUCAUCCUCCUCAUCAUCUCCACAGCCCACAAUGUUUGGUGGAGCAGCAAGGGUUAUUGCAUGGACAUCUGGAAGCAGUGUUUCUACACAAACAACAGCUGUGUAGAUGUCCACUAUCAAGGCAAGGAAGAAUACUUACAGACUGUCCAGGCUGGCAUGGUGCUGGCUGUGAUCUUUGCCUGCUGUGGGCUGUUCAUCUUCAUCUGCCAGCUUUUCACACUGAAGAAAGGAAAUCGAUUUAUCUUCACUGGUCUCUUUCAGCUGCUCUCCUGUCUCUGCGUGAUCACUGCAGCCAGCGUCUACACCGUCCACUUCCACUCCGAUGACAAGAAUGGGGGGUAUGGCUCCUCGUACAUCUUGGCUUGGAUCUGCUUCCCUUUGACGCUCCUCAGCAGCAUUAUCUAUGUCAUCCUGCGUAAACGGGAGUAAAAGCCGGUGGCGAAUGCACUGGAGGCUGCUGGGAUUGCUCUGGGAAGGUGGAUCUUGGGAGCUCAAGCAUAUGUUAGUUUCUGGAGCAAUGUUCGACUGAAAUUCCGUUUUGAAAAAGGGAAACUUAUUUUUGUAAAUUCUUUUCUCAAAUCUGCUCUUUCGCUCAUGUUCCCUCCUUGACUCCUCAACUCUUCCCUUUCAGUGUAAAAAUGCCUGUUUUUUGUUUCAGUUAGAUGGGUGAGGGGCUCAUAGAAGGACAGAUCAAUCGUGUUCCUUUUUGUUGGGUUUUUGUGGGGUGGGGGGGUGGGCAGGAGUUGUUGGUGUAAUCUCCAGGUUUUCUAGCCCCUCUGGCAAAUACAAGGCAACUUUAAACUUAUUUUUUUAAAAAACAGUGACUUCUAACCAAAGUGAACCAAGGAAACAUGAAACCUUCACAUGAGCGAAUUUGCUUUGAACCACCAUAAUAAGAUUGGGUCUGGUGUCUCAUCUCUGGCACCUUGAACAGAAUGACUUGUAGCGCCUCUUGCUGCGGCAAAACUGCUACUACACUGGAGAGAGAUCCCAUGGUGUGUCCCUGGCCAGAGGAAUGUAUCUGAUUAGAAGGUUGGAGAGAAGGAAACCAUCUCCGAUCCAACAGAUGAGCCUAGUCUUCGAUAAUGGCGAUGCAAUUAAAUUCUAGGACGUAUGUUUGUUGGCUAGACCCAUGCCUGCAGUAGAGUGGGACCAAGAUUAGAGUGCUUUUGCACCCUCAUGCCUUUGGAAGACCUAUCCCUAAUGAGCAGGUCUGCUCGAAGCUUGUCCUUGGUUGAGGGUAGGGAGUGUGAUUGGGAUUAAUUGUUUGCCCCUGCACCAUUACAGCGUACUUUGACUCAUUAAUAAGAACAGGAGUUAUGGCUCUCUACCCUUGUCAUCUCAAUAACUGGUGGAGGGAGCCACUGAGGGGAGAACGGACAGAUGUAAUCAGUAACAAAACACCUUUUUAUUCAGGAAGUCCCAAAACCUUUCUCUGACCCAUCUGACAAUAUUUUUUUUAACCUGUAAGAAAAAGAUAUUUUCAGUGCCAUUUAAUUUUUCAAUAUGCUUCCAGGCCGUUUUCUAAUAUUUAGUUUUGACAACGUAUUCUUCAAAUGACGCUCCUGCAACUGACCGUGUCACUUGUUAAAAAAUAAAGGUGGCCGUUUUCCUUCCCACCUACAUUCAGCUUGUCAAACGAGUCUCCUAGUCACGGGAUAUUCCUCAGUGUUAAAAUUUGCUAGGCUUAGGUAAAUCUUCCCCCUACCUCCCUUACCCUGACCCUGUACACUACCCCCCCCCCCCCCCCCCCCCCAACAAAAUCAAUGCUUAACUCCCUCCAGUUCAUCUUCAGUACAGAUGGUGGGAAGUACAUCGUGCUGUGGGAGGAGGGAUUGUUUUAUCUUUUUUUUUGUAAGACUGCCGCUACAUAAACAUUUUUUAGAAACAAGCAAAAAUAUGCUAACUAGUAAUAAAUGAAUAUUAUAUUGUUA
Messenger RNA from Hemiscyllium ocellatum (epaulette shark), 2452 nucleotides. Its product is annotated as peripheral myelin protein 22-like. Gene Ontology annotation, cellular component: plasma membrane. The coding region runs from base 474 to 947 and encodes 157 amino acids. Lineage: Eukaryota; Metazoa; Chordata; Chondrichthyes; Orectolobiformes; Hemiscylliidae. The record is from RefSeq and is a predicted model, not a curated record. The transcript has 6 exons.